Molecule: messenger RNA, 1236 nt
Organism: Phaeoacremonium minimum UCRPA7
Lineage: Eukaryota; Fungi; Ascomycota; Sordariomycetes; Togniniales; Togniniaceae
Product: putative methyltransferase domain-containing protein
Exons: 3
Coding region: 1-1236 (411 amino acids)
Molecular function (GO): methyltransferase activity
Source: RefSeq, a predicted model, not a curated record
AUGAACACGCCGCCGGACUCAGCUGCCAACUCGCUGGUCAACCAAGGGACACAAUACCCCGGCUCAUCAUAUCAACAACCUAGGAUGGGCGACUCACGGCGGUCCUCCGGGUCGCCCCGGGACGGUCCCUCCGCUGCCAGUUCAGCUUCGAGUGCAAUUGCCGUCGCCGCAGACAUCAACGAAGAGGAAAUGUAUGCCGGCUUCCAGCCCGCUGGUAGCUCCGCCUCCGGGCCGAGUCCACCGGCCUCACUCACGGGCUCGGACCCAAGACAGCAGUCACUUGCUGGAACGAGAAUCACGGCGGAGGAUAGUGCCUUCAUCGAUGAGGAUUGGGACCCGGACAUGACCCGCUAUCCGGAGAGCAUGUCGAGCAGUAUCCGCGCGCAUGUCUAUGAGGGGCACCUACGAUACCACGCCUUUCGGGAGGGCAAAUACGCCUUUCCUAACGAUGACGUCGAGCAGAAUCGAGACGAUAUGAAGCAUGCCAUGACGGUGAUGCUAAUGAGGGGUGACUACCAUUACGCACCUGUUGCUGACAGGCUGCGUGACGAUGGGACCGUCUAUGAUCUUGUAUCCGAUAAAUAUCCGACGGCGACCGUUCGUGGUUGCGAUCUUUCGCCUAUACAGCCAAAUUGGCUGCCAGAGAACUGUUACUUUGCCAUCGAUGACUUUGAGGACGAAUGGGUGUACCCGGAAAAUACAUUUGACUACAUCCAUGUUCGACAUACCAUCCACUCGAUAAAAGACAGAAGAACACUUCUGCAACGUAUAUUUCGACAUCUCAAACCCGGCGGCUAUGUCGAAUUUCAAGAACUACAGUAUUCUCCCAAGUGUGAUGAUGACAGUGCGAACGACUCGACACCAUAUGCUUUCCGUGAUUUCAUGGGUUUCCUAGAAGACGGCUUGCGGGCCUUUGGCUCCGACUUGAACUCCAUCGCCGGGCUCGCAAACGAACUUACAGAGGCCGGAUACGACGACGUGAACGAGCGGACGCACAAAUGCCCCAUUGGCGUAUGGCCUCGAGACCGUCGCCUACGAUAUAUCGGUCUGUUCAUGCGAACGGCCAUUCUCGACGGAUUGCCCGGACUUACACGUAAACCCUUUGGACAAGGUCUCGGCUGGACACAAUUGCAAAUCGAGAUGUUUCUCGUCGAUGUUCGAAAGGCGCUCAUGAACCCGAAUUUCCAUACAUACUUCCCGUUCACCGUUGUAUAUGGGCGGAAACCUCUGGCUUAA